CGCCCCGUUCCCGGUUUCACAACCGCGGGCACCGGGCGCGCUGCCGGUGGCGCCGUCGAUGUGUUCCUGCUCGGGGUCGUUGCUGUCCGCUGCUCUGCUCCUGCUCGCCGCCGCUCCCGUUACCGGGCGGCUCUGCGGCCCCGCCGGCCUUCCCCGGGACACGGUGCUGGGGCGCCCGGGAGCUAACGUGACCCUGACCUGCCUGUCCCGGGAGCCAGCAGCCGACGUCACCGUGUCCUGGCAGCGGGAGGAGCGGGGGCCGGCGGCGGGGACCGGCAGGCGGCAGCUGGCAGAGGGCAACUCCCUGCUGCUGCCAGGGCUGCGCUACGAGGACUCGGGCAGGUACCUCUGCCUCGGGGGGGGUCGCCCCCUGCGUGCCCUGAAGCUGCUGGUGGAAGAGCCCCCCGAAACCCCUCGAGUCUCCUGCUACCGGCGGAGCCACGACAAGGAUGUGCUCUGCGAGUGGCCGCUGAGGGCCAAACCCUCCCCGGGGACGAGGGCGGUGCUGCGGGUGAAGAGGAGGUUCGCGGUGGAGAACGCCACGGAGCAGCGGUGCCGCCACUUCUCCAGGGCACGCAAGUUCGUCUGCAGGCUGCCGGUGCCCACCGGCGCCGACGACACCAAGCCCCUGGUGGUGUCCACCUGCGUCAGCAACGCCGCGGGCAGCGCUGCGGGCGAGGACAGGAUCAUCACCCUCAGCAGCGUCCUCAAACCCGACCCCCCCCUCAACGUCACGGUGGAGCCGCUGGAGAGGGCACCGCAGCGCCUGAGGGUCAACUGGUCCUACCCCUCCUCCUGGGACCCUCGCUUCUACUGGCUCCGCUUCCAGGUCCGCUACCGCCCCCGGCCCGCCCCGACCUUCACCGAGGUGGACCAAGUGCUGAGCACCUGGCUGGACAUCCGCGACGCCUGGCAGGGCACACCGCACGUGGUGCAGGUGCGGGCACAGGAGGAGUUUGGCCAUGGCACCUGGAGCGAGUGGAGCCAGGAGGUGGUUGGCACCCCCUGGAUAGACCCCAAGGAGUUCACCUCUGAAGUGGGAGCCUUCAGCUCUCAGUUCCCCACGGAGGAUGGCACCUACAGGGUCACGCUGCCCCCCGAGCUCUUGGAGGAAGGUGCUGCUGAUGGGGCUGUUGUGCAAGCCAGUGCCCGCUCCAUGGCAUCGCCCUACGCCUUCCUGGUGGCCGGGGGGAGCCUGCUCCUGGGCAUCAUCCUCUUCGUUGGCAUCGUGGUGAGGUACCGGCAGCUGUGGCAGAGGAGCCAGGGCUGCAGUGCCAAGCCGCAGGGCGAAGGGCAGCACAUGUUGGUCACCCUGGCACCCUCCAGCCCUCCACUCAGUGCCACCUCCCUGCUGCCACCCCCCGGGCCCCUGGCCCCUGGGGCUCUGCACAUCACCAACUUGGACUAUUUCUUCUCAGGGCAGUGAGCCCCAAGCUGGGCACAUUGGCAGCUGCCUGCCGGGCAGGCAGGGAGGCUGAGGGCAUCCCAGGGCCUGGCACUGCCCAUGCCUGGGGGGCAGGGGGAGGGUGUGGGUAGCUGGGAGCAGCCUCUGACAGUGGUGGUGGGGAGGAAAUCAAAGCAGCCCCCAGAGGAGAACCAAGCAGGGAAGGGCUCAGCUAUGGGUCCCAGGGGAGGCAGCCUCAGGGCUGUGGCAGCUUCGAGGUCCUGGCAGCUCUGCCAGGCUGGAGCGUGGGAGCAGGGCCAGGUUUUGGGGUGGGGGGGGGGGUCCCAUGGGGAAGGGGCUGAUCACUCCCCCCACAGAGUGAGAAGGGAGGAGGGAGGUGAGGGGGGGGCGCUGGCUGGAUCAGCUCCAUCCCUCCCCCCCCGGCCCCCUGCCAGGGCCAGUUCUUGAUUCAGGAGUCAGGGAAAGGUUUUUCCCUUCAAUAAAUGCCAUGGAAAUGUGA
This is a messenger RNA of Pogoniulus pusillus (Red-fronted tinkerbird), 1904 nucleotides long. RefSeq names its product interleukin 6 receptor (gene IL6R). Bases 59 to 1426 code for a protein of 455 amino acids. Gene Ontology annotation, biological process: cytokine-mediated signaling pathway. The record is from RefSeq and is a predicted model, not a curated record. The transcript has 10 exons. Gene Ontology annotation, molecular function: protein binding; cytokine receptor activity. Gene Ontology annotation, cellular component: external side of plasma membrane; membrane. Lineage: Eukaryota; Metazoa; Chordata; Aves; Piciformes; Lybiidae.